AGGAGAGAGAGUGAACUCAAAAAGGAGGGGGGUGGUGGACAUCACCCCCCCUCCCCUCCUCCACCACCGGAAAAAAAGACGCGAACGAGAGCUGAGCCGCGGAAAGAAAGCAAGGAAACAGCGGUUAACCCAAAAAAAAUCCGCGAAAGUGUUCAGAGAAGGCUACGAACAUCAACAACAACAACGACGACAAACUCCUUCCUUCUCCGCUCGAAAUGGAAUCGUCGGCCGCGGCGGUUAAACGAAACCAGGCGCUGAGGCUGGUGGACCUUGCCGUGAGCCACCAGCACGCGUGCCAGACCCUCGCCGGCUCAGCUUUCAGCGACUUCGCCGGCUACCCGCAGUCGCAGCCGCUCACUCACCCCUCCGUCGACGGCACAGCGGGGGGGUCCCAGGCGCCGUCGCACGCAUUCGGACCGCCCGGGGGAGCCUCCGGAACCGCCCUUAAAUUAAGCCCCCCUCCCCAUCUGCCGGGACACGCCGAUCUCCUGACGGGGUCCCACCACCACCACCACCACCACGCCACCACCACCACCGCCGCCGCCACCACCGCGGGUGGCUUUAGUGCUUCUGUCGCGGGCGGGGUGGACUAUGGGAGUCCCGUGGGACGUGCGAACUACUCCGGCGGACGAGACUUCAUCAUACGCCAGAACAUCACGGCAGCGGCGGCGGUGGCUGCCACAACAGCGAUGCCCGGCCUCAACGACCCGCUCGGAGACGGCGUGAUCAGCGGAGGAGGAGGAGGGGGAGGAGGAGGAGGAGGAGGAGUUGGUGGCGGUGGCCAAGGGCACAGGGAGCAGGCGCCGCACGGAGGCGGUCACGGACUCAACGGGCAGAUGCGGCUUGCGCUGCCGCUCGACGUUUACGCGCGGCAUCACCACCACCACCAUCACCACCACGCAGAGUACGCAACGCAGCUCGGUCGCCCCACCGACCCCUUCUCGGCUGCGGCGGCCGCGGCAGCCGCGGCUGCGGCGGCUGCCGCGGCCGCAGCGGCCGCGGGAUCGUCGCUCCACGGAUUCAGUUCUGGCGCCUUCUUCCGCUACAUGCGUCAGUCCGUGAAGCAAGAGCUGCUGUGCCGCUGGGCAGAGAGGGGUUCUGUCCCGUCCCUGCAGCAGCAUCAUCACCAUCAGCAGCAGCAUCAGCAGCAGCAGCAGCAGGGAGGAGCGCCCAAAGCUUGCGGGCACACGUUCGCGAGCAUGCACGAGUUGGUGGCGCACGUCACGGGAGAGCACGUGGGUGGGCCCGAGCAGGCCCACCACGUGUGCCACUGGGACGAGUGUCCCCGCGAGGGGAAGCCCUUCAAGGCCAAGUACAAGCUGGUGAACCACAUCAGGGUGCACACGGGCGAGAAGCCCUUCCCGUGCCCCUUCCCCGCCUGCGGCAAGGUGUUCGCUCGCUCCGAGAACCUCAAGAUACACAAGAGGACGCACACAGGCGAGAAGCCGUUCAAGUGCGAGGUGGAGGGCUGCGACCGCCGCUUCGCCAACAGCAGCGACCGCAAGAAGCACAUGCACGUGCACACGUCGGACAAGCCCUACCUGUGCCGUGUGCGCGGCUGCGGCAAGUCGUACACGCACCCCAGCUCGCUGCGCAAGCACAUGAAGGUUCACUGCCGGCCCUCGGGACACUGCAGCGACACGGAGCCCUCCAGUCCUCCCAAGGGCACGUCUGGUGGCGGCGGUGGCGAUGGUGGUGGUGGUGGUGGUGGCGGUGGCCGUAACCACCACCACCACCACCAAGACCAUCAGCAGCAGCAGCAGCACUCGCUGCUUGGGCGAGUGCUGCACGCGCACAAGCAGCAGGAGCUGAGUCUCCAGCGCCAGCUGCAUUCGCUGGCGCAACCGCAGCCCCAGCACGCUGCUCGUGCCGCUAACAUGAAUGAGUGGUACGUGUGUCAGAGCGCCGGAGGUGGGGUCGGGUCGCCGUCUCCACGGCAGCCUUCGUCUUCACCGGACCUUCAGUGAAGGCCCCACCCCCCCACGUACUACCAACACAGCCGCCCCUCCCCCCAACCCACACACACACACACCUACACACAC
Molecule: messenger RNA, 2042 nt
Organism: Petromyzon marinus (sea lamprey)
Lineage: Eukaryota; Metazoa; Chordata; Hyperoartia; Petromyzontiformes; Petromyzontidae
Product: zinc finger protein ZIC 4-like
Biological process (GO): regulation of transcription by RNA polymerase II
Cellular component (GO): nucleus
Molecular function (GO): DNA-binding transcription factor activity, RNA polymerase II-specific; RNA polymerase II cis-regulatory region sequence-specific DNA binding
Source: RefSeq, a predicted model, not a curated record